Xiphias gladius (swordfish) is the source of this 1584-nucleotide messenger RNA. It is a transcript of the gene cutc, whose product is annotated as cutC copper transporter homolog (E. coli). The record is from RefSeq and is a predicted model, not a curated record. Bases 293 to 1048 code for a protein of 251 amino acids. NCBI's taxonomy places the organism in Eukaryota, Metazoa, Chordata, Actinopteri, Istiophoriformes, Xiphiidae. The transcript is spliced from 8 exons. Gene Ontology annotation, molecular function: copper ion binding.
CUAUACCGCGUGUGUGAAAUGUAACGAUCCGGAAAACGCCGAUCCGCUGUAGUCGCUGGCUUUAUGAGCAAUAGGGAGUCAGUCGCCCACACAACAAGUGCUGACUUCAGGUCGCUUCCAAUCGACUGAUAAGGCUCCAUGAAUAGAUAGGAAGUUGACUUGACAGGUAGUUGUUGUAGAAGUUAAAAUUGUUAGCUAAAGGAUUGUGGAAGUGUUAGCUAACAAAUUCAAAAUCAAAUCUCUUUCUGUCCCUGUCUGCCUGUCCUUCUGUCUCUCUGUCCGGACGGCCAGUAUGGAAGAGGGCUUUUUGAUGGAAGUGUGUGUGGACUCCGUGGAGUCUGCUGUCAAUGCUGAACGAGGAGGUGCAGGUCGACUUGAGCUGUGCUCUAGUCUUCUGGAGGGAGGGCUCACUCCCAGUCUAGGUUUGUUGCAGGUAGUGAAGCAGUACGUCAAGAUUCCAGUCUUCGUGAUGAUACGGCCUCGCGGAGGGGACUUCCUGUACUCAGAUCAGGAAUUGGAGGUGAUGAGGAAGGACAUAGAGCUGAUGAAGAGCCACGGUGCCGAUGGCCUAGUGCUGGGAGCCCUGACAGAGGACGGACGGGUGGACACAGAGCUCUGCAUGGAGUUACUGGCUGCUGCCCGUCCUUUGCCUGUCACCUUCCACCGAGCUUUUGACAUGGUUCAUGACUCAGCGGUUGCUCUGGAGACUCUGGUAUCAUUAGGUUUCCAGCGCGUGCUGACAAGUGGCUGUGACAGCUCUGCUUUGGAAGGACUCCCUCUCAUUAAACGGGUCAUUGAUCAAGCUAAAGGGAGAAUCAUCAUAAUGCCAGGAGGGGGUAUCACAGAGAGGAACCUGCAGAGAAUUUUAGAGGGAUCGGGUGCUCAAGAGUUUCACUGCUCAGCCCGCUCCAGUAGAGAUUCUGCCAUGAAGUUCAGGAACACCUGUGUGACGAUGGGAGCUGCUUUCUCAGCACCUGAGUACAACCUAAAGGUGGCAGAUGUGAGCAAAGUCCGCACUCUCAAUGCAAUCGCCAGAAAUACCUUGUGAAUGGUUACUGGACAAUCAUGUCAGACAACAAAACAGAUACCUCAAAAGUAAUCAUGGGUAAUUACACUGAUAUGUGAAUCCCAGAAGAAGAAUUGCCACAGAGUGCUUUUUUCCCCCCUCCUUUCUUAAUCCCUGAUCAAACAGUCCUUGUAAAGUUAGAGCUCAGGGACAGCCCUGCAGCCCUCUGGGAUAUACAUUCUAUUAAGAUAUCUCACAGUGCUGAGAGCUGUACAUAAUUUACAUGUAUUAUUGUAAACCUGUAUGUGGCUUCAGAGGGAGUGUAAUGUGAAUACACAGUAAAGUGUUAAAUUAAAAAUGGCUGUGUUCUUUAAAACUAAAGAACUAACUAAUCAGUGCGGAUGCUGUUUUCAUAACAGUAUGUUUCCCAUUUGCAAUAUUGUUGACCUAUAUUUAUUUACGUCACUCCCUAUUUACAGUGGAAGAUAAUGCACUGUGACCUCCUGUAGUUUUUUUUUACAAGGACACAAACAUUAUGACUUGAUUCAGUUUGCUCAGAAUAUAAUAAAACUGAGAAA